Molecule: messenger RNA, 1651 nt
Organism: Lindgomyces ingoldianus
Lineage: Eukaryota; Fungi; Ascomycota; Dothideomycetes; Pleosporales; Lindgomycetaceae
Product: WD40 repeat-like protein
Exons: 3
Coding region: 52-1644 (530 amino acids)
Biological process (GO): rRNA processing
Cellular component (GO): nucleus
Molecular function (GO): protein binding
Source: RefSeq, a predicted model, not a curated record
UCACACUCUGCGCAUGAAUUUGCACUUGUAUUUGCUUUGCCGUCAAGCACAAUGUCGAUGAUCACAGCAACCACCUGGGUGCCCCGAGGGUUUGCGGCGCCCUUUCCAUCCAAGUACGUCUUUGACGAGGACGAGUAUGAUCGCAUAUCGAAGCUCGCAAAACUUCAACUAGAUGACGCCAAGGAGGAUCUAGAAGAAGCCCGAAACGAGAAGAAACAGAAAAGCCAUGGCAGUUCGAGUAGCACAGCCAAUGUCAAGAGUGCAGGAGAAAUUGACGACGACCUUAAGGAAUACGACUUGGAACAUUACGACGACGAUGAACAGGACGGUGAGGGUGAUACAAUGGCAAUGUUUGGGAACAUUAAGAACCUGGCAUUCCAUGAAUCGAAUGAGGAUGAUCCAUACAUCACCAUGCAGGGGCAGGAUGAAGACGACGACGAGAGAGAAGAGCUUCAAAUACUCGCAACGGACAACCUUGUGCUGGCAGGAAGAAUCGAGGACGAGGUUGCUCAUCUUGAAGUAUACGUAUAUGAAGACGCAGCGGACAAUCUGUACGUUCACCAUGACAUUAUGCUCCCCGCAAUCCCUCUGGCUGUUGAGUGGCUAGACUUGCCGGUUGGGAAAUCAAGCGCAGAUAAAGACUCGAAAGGGAAUUUCGUGGCAGUGGGCACAAUGGAGCCAGACAUUGAGCUGUGGAACCUGGACAUUGUCGAUGGCAUGUAUCCAGAUGCAAUUCUCGGGCAAGGUGCAGAAGACGCAGCAACCGCCGAGAAGCCUAAAAAGAAGAAGAAGAAAUCUAAGAAAGCGAACGAAGAAUAUCAUGUCGAUGCCGUUCUCUCUCUUGCUGCCAACCGUCAGCAUAGAAAUCUGCUAGCGUCCUCAUCGGCCGACAAGUCGAUCAAGCUUUGGGACCUGAACACCACAAAAUGCGCCAAGUCCUAUUCGUAUCAUACAGACAAGGUCUGCUCGGUCGCAUGGCAUCCAAAAGAGUCCACCGUUUUACUCAGUGGUAGCUACGAUCGAACAGUGGUGGUAGCCGAUAUGCGUGCUCCCGAGGCAAAGGCACCACGAUGGGGAGUGGAGAGUGAUGUCGAAACUGUUCGAUGGGACCCUCAUGAUCCGAAUUUCUUCUACGUCUCAACUGAAAACGGCGUGAUCCAUUACCACGAUGCUCGCCUAGCACCUACAGACCCGUCUGGCUCAAAGCCUGUGUGGAUUUUACAAGCGCAUGACGAGUCCAUAUCCUCCUUUGACACCAACCCAGUAAUUCCCGGAUUCUUAGUUACAGGCUCUACAGAUAAGCAAGUAAAGUUGUGGAAUAUUCAAUCUAGUGGACCAAGCAUGGUUGUGUCGCGGGAUCUUGGCGUUGGUAAAGUAUUCUCCACCACAUUCGCCCCAGACCAAGAAGUAGGGUUUAGGCUAGCCGUUGCUGGAAGUAAAGGCGCCGUACAGAUCUGGGACACAAGUACCAACGCAGCUGUUCGGACAGCCUUCGCCAACAAAGUCCCUGACGCAAAAGAAAAUGUCAAGGAGCGAUUUGUUGUAUUGGAAGAGGCCGACACCGAUUCAGAUUCCGAAGAGGGCGACGAUCAAGAAAGUGGAAGGGAAAACAACGGGGAGGGGUGGGAGUCGAUGGAAGAGUGAAGCAAAG